Sphaerulina musiva SO2202 is the source of this 2662-nucleotide messenger RNA. Its product is annotated as ARM repeat-containing protein. Lineage: Eukaryota; Fungi; Ascomycota; Dothideomycetes; Mycosphaerellales; Mycosphaerellaceae. Gene Ontology annotation, biological process: NLS-bearing protein import into nucleus. Gene Ontology annotation, cellular component: nucleoplasm; nucleus; cytoplasm. Gene Ontology annotation, molecular function: protein binding; nuclear import signal receptor activity. The transcript has 2 exons. The record is from RefSeq and is a predicted model, not a curated record. Bases 200 to 1861 code for a protein of 553 amino acids.
CGACGCUCUCAUCGCUGCGUUACCACAUCACGCCACCCUCUUCUUGUCUGCGGCUUCUGCGAUAGAGCCAGACCAUCACAUCAGCUUCCACCGUACCGAAGAUCUCGGCUCCGUUGGCGACGACAUCGCAUUCCAUCCACGACGCACCAUUGCCUCCACACACCACGUCGUGCACCAUCACACGUAGCUCUUAGCAAACAUGGCGGAACGCUACAUACCCGAGCACCGCCGCAACAACUUCAAGGCGAAGAGCACAUUCAAGCCUGACGAGCUUCGCCGUCGCCGUGAAGAGCAGCAGGUCGAGAUCCGCAAGCAGAAGCGCGAGGAGAACCUUGCAAAGCGACGGGGAAUCAACGCUGGCUCCGAGCGGCUGGGUGCUUCGUUGGGCGCUGCCCCAGACAGCGACGAUGAGGGUGCCACGAACGAGAAUCAGUUGGACGAGGAGCUCCCACAAAUGGUUCGGGGCGUGUUUUCCGACAAGAUCGAGGAUCAGAUUGCAGCCACCACCAAAUUCAGAAAGCUUCUCAGCAAGGAGCGCAAUCCUCCAAUCGAGCGAGUCAUUGAGAACAACGUCGUUCCCAGAUUCGUCGAAUUCCUCCGCUCACCACACACACUCGUGCAAUUCGAGGCAGCCUGGGCGCUGACCAACAUCGCUUCAGGCUCGGCGCAGCAGACACAGGUUGUCAUUGAACAUGGAGCAGUGCCUAUCUUCGUUGAGCUUCUCAGCAGUCCCGAGCCGGAUGUGCGGGAACAGGCUGUGUGGGCUCUCGGAAACAUUGCAGGAGACAGUCCAGCGUGCAGGGACUUUGUGCUUGCUCAGGGCGCUCUGGCGCCGCUUGUACGCCUUCUGGGUGAUAGCCGCAAGCUGAGCAUGCUCCGCAAUGCCACCUGGACCCUCAGCAACUUCUGUCGGGGCAAGACACCUCAACCGGACUGGAAUACGAUUGCUCCAGCGCUGCCGGUGCUUGCCAAGCUGGUGUAUUCUCUCGACGAUGAGGUUCUCAUCGAUGCAUGCUGGGCUAUUUCCUAUUUGAGUGACGGCUCGAAUGACAAGAUUCAGGCGGUGAUCGAGGCCAAUAUUCCACGUCGGUUGGUAGAGUUGCUCAUGCAUGCAUCUACUUCGGUUCAGACUCCUGCUCUUCGCUCGGUUGGCAACAUCGUGACCGGAGAUGACGUGCAGACCCAGCUUAUCAUCAACUGCGGCGCCCUCGGAGCUCUGUUGUCCCUCCUGAGCAGUACCAAGGACGGCAUUCGUAAGGAGGCAUGCUGGACUAUCUCCAACAUCACAGCUGGCAACAGCACACAGAUCCAAGCCGUCAUCGACGCCAACAUCAUGCCACCACUCAUCCAUCUCCUGAGCCACGGCGACUUCAAGACCCGCAAAGAAGCUUGCUGGGCCAUCAGCAAUGCAACCAGCGGCGGUCUUCAGAAGCCAGACCAAAUUCGUUUCCUUGUUCAGCAAGGAGCUAUCCGUCCUCUGUGCGAUUUGCUGAACUGCCCUGACAACAAGAUCAUACAAGUCGCUCUCGACGGCCUCGAGAACAUCCUCAAGGUUGGCGACAUGGACAAAGAAGCCCAAGAUGGUAGUGCUGAGCCGCCAGUCAACAAGUAUGCUCUGUUCAUUGAAGACUGUGGAGGCAUGGAAAAGAUCCACGACUGCCAAAACAACAGCAACGAAGAGAUCUACAUGAAGGCCUACAACAUCAUUGAGAAGUACUUCUCUGACGAGGAGGGUGAUGCAGAGGUCAACGAACUUGCACCUGCUCAAGGCCAGGAUGGACAAUUUGGCUUCGGCGCUCAGCAGCAACAGCAAAACUUCAACUUUGCCAAUGGUGGCGAUGGAGAAAGCAUGGACAUGUAAAGAUGCAUUGUGAAUGCACAUCCAUGGCAACGUCCAGCCCAACCAUGAAUCGAGAUAAGCAGAAGAGCAUAUUAUCUCGUGGCAGCGGUCCAGCUUCCAGGACUCAAGGUAAGUCAGCAGCAUUAGGCGCCCACGGCAGUAUGUACCUCAAGACGACUGCCGGUGGCGUCAACGACUGCGCCACCCCGUUUUCGACAUGCGCGCGCGAGCCAGUAUCGAACCAGCACUGCACAGAAGCAGUUUGUGCGAUGCGACACCCACCCGUCCCUCAACACCGUCAGCCCCACGCAAGCCACACUACAUGACCCUUCUUCACUGAUACCCCCAACAACAACACCUGGCCCCUCCCCCCUUUUGACAUCGACAACUCAUCAUGGACUUCAACAUACACACCUUCACUCAGACAAAGAUUGUCGAGACUCCUUUGGCCAUGCUACCUGAACGGCAUUAUGGGUAGCAUUGCUUCUGCGCAUACAUAACGGCGCUGAUGGGUUGACGCUGGGAGAGGUGGAAAGAGGCAGCACCACGAAUAGCUUGGGCAAUUCAUGAUGGCACGUCAUAUGCUUGACCCAACGCGUGUUGCGUUUGCCCUUUCGUGUUGAUAGAAAAUGGAAUCAUAGCAAAAUCACAGCGUACCGUUCCCCGAAACUUGACAUGUGACUGUAGAAGGUAGGAAAUGAAUGCAUCAGGUCUGGACCCAGUGCCACGUUAUGAGAGGAGUGAACACCUUGAGUAUACCAAUGUCAUGGAGGGUAUCUAUGCUACCUACCUACCGCUCCCGACUUCCACCUAAUCCAAAAU